UAGGCGAAACCCCGCAACAAAAGAGUUUCCCCCUCCGCCUCCGAAUCCCAACCCCACCGCCGCCGCCGCAAACCGUCUCGCCGUCGCCUCGCACCGGCGGCGAGAAUGGCGAAGAAGAACAAGGAGCCCGCGUCCGACGACGCCGCGGCCAUCCGCACCCUCUUCUCCGCAGACAACCCCUUCCGCCGCAAGCCCUCCGACGACCAGCCCGCUCCACCGGCGCCCACCGCCGCGGCGCCCCGAGGCAAGCACCCCGAACCCGAGGUCGCUGAGCCGUCCGCGAAGUCGCGCAGGGAUGAGCCCCGGCGCAAGAGGAAGCGGGACGAGGUCGAGGCCGGCCACGAGCGGCGGAGGCUCGGCGGCGCACCCGCGCCUCCUCUUCCGGUCGUCGGGGAGAAGAGGAAGGUGCCCGAAGAGGUGGCUGCGGCGGCGGGGGCAGGGCAAGAGGAGGAGGAGGCGUUCGACGACGAGAGCAAGCUGCUGAGGACGGUCUUCGUGGGGAACCUGCCGCUCAAGACCAAGAGGAAGGCGCUCACCAAGGAGUUUGCGGCGUUCGGCGAGAUCGAGUCCGUCAGGAUACGCUCCGUGCCACUCACCGACACCAAGAUUCCAAGGAAAGGAGCCGUCAUAAAAGGAAAAAUCAAUGAUUCUGUCGACAAUGUACAUGCCUAUAUUGUGUUCAAAGAUGAGCAGGGUGCACGUGCUGCUUUAUCUCAUAAUAUGGCCCUGUUUGAUGGCAAUCAUGUCCGUGUCGAUAUGGCAUGUCCACCUCGUAAGAAACUUAAAGGCGAAGGACCUCUUUAUGACAGAAAGCGGACAGUUUUUGUUGGUAAUCUUCCGUUUGAUAUAAAGGAUGAAGAGGUGUACCAAAAGUUCUGUGGUUCCAGUGGUUCAGAAGGUGAUGUUGAAGCUAUACGUGUUGUUCGAGAUCCAGAUACAAGUCUAGGAAAGGGUAUCGCCUAUGUUUUGUUCAAGACAAGGGAGGCUGCAAACACUGUCGUAAGAAAACAGGAUUUCAAGAUUAGAGAUCGCCUUCUGAGGCUUGCACAUGCAAAAUCAGCUGAUGCAACACCAAAGAAGACGACGGAUGCUGGCAAAACAAAGGGUGGAUCGAAACACAAGACAGCUUUAACACCAAGCAGCAAAUCCCAUGAAGGCAGUGACAAGACCAAACGGAAGGCGUCAACUUUGUCAUACCAAGGCCUUAGGGCAAGCAAAUCUGGUGUGGUGAAGAAGGCGAAGGUGAGCCAGCGUCCAAGUUACCAGGGGAAGCAGCAAGGCAGGACUAGUGAGACAGGACAUGAUGCUAGUUCUCAAAAAGCCAAGCGCCCUGCUGUUGCAGCAAGGAAGGCAAAGCAACUAGCCAAGAAACGCAAGUUGGAUGCUCAAACUCCUGAAAAUACACAUCGGAGCAAAAAAGCAAAGAAGUAACCAUCCUUAACUUGAAGAUUGUCAUCCUGUCUUUGUACAAGGGGGUUGAGUCAGAUUUUGGACAAAAUGAGCUCCUGACAUUGUUAAACCCCAUGCAAGAGUGAUCUUGAAAUGCAAGGCUGAUACAAAUUCGUAGUACUGUAUUACUUAAAUUAAAGUUUGCGCUCAUGUAUACUGACAUUAAUGUUGUUUUUUCCCUGUAACAUCGUGCACUGAUAUCAUUCAUUCUGCUUUUGAUUGAAAUAUUUGCAUUUUAGCUUUGGUUGCUGCAUA
Molecule: messenger RNA, 1704 nt
Organism: Oryza sativa Japonica Group (Japanese rice)
Lineage: Eukaryota; Viridiplantae; Streptophyta; Magnoliopsida; Poales; Poaceae
Cellular component (GO): nucleolus
Molecular function (GO): RNA binding
Source: RefSeq, a predicted model, not a curated record